UCCAGAAACACAAAAAAUGAAGCGCACGCUGCACGACAUCAGUGUAACCAACUAAAACUGAAAAUGGCACUACGAAUCCACACUCAAUCUUCUUUUACUAACCGACUCUAUCAGUGCUACUCCGUCUUUCCAAAACCCGAUUUUUUAAUCAAAUCGCAGAAGCCAACAGUCGACGCCGAGCCCACUCCUGAGCCCACCUCCUCGCCCAAGAAGCCCGCCGCAUUGGGCCAAAGGUUUGGCUCCUCCGUUUCUUCACCCUCGCCCUCCGGCAAGUCAAGCGUAAGGCGUGACAUAAGCAGCAGCAAGAAAAAGCAGAAAGGAAAAAGAGAGAUGGCGUGGAUAAUAAGGCGGUCGCCGAUCGAGAAACCUGCCAUUGUGAGCAAAGAGGAAGAGGCUAAAGCCGAGGAACAGAGAAAAAAUGAGAGUGCUUUUCUACUGGCGUGGUUGGGGCUUGGUGGACUCAUUCUUGUGGAAGGCAUUGUUCUUGCUGCUUCAGGCUUCUUACCAGAAGGGUGGGAUAAGUUCCUUGUGAAGUACUUGUACCCAUCUUUCACCCCAACUGUUGUCUUGUUUCUUGCUGGAACUGUAGCAUACGGAGUGUUGAAGUACCUGCAAAAUGAGAAACUUAAAGACCAAAAAUAAAUUGUUUAUUGAAUAUUCUGAUAUUUCCAUAUUGUAAGAGUAAACACUGUCGUUAAAAGCAAGUGAGUAUUUGUACAUUUAUGCAGGCUGUUCUUUUCAGUUUUACUGCUUCCUCGUGAAGAGAAUUGUAUUAACUGAGAACACAACAACGGAAUUUUCCUGCAAGGAAUGUUAACCAUCCUUAUUUGUGAUCUGCUGAGGCAGCGUUAUGUGUCU
Molecule: messenger RNA, 858 nt
Organism: Durio zibethinus
Lineage: Eukaryota; Viridiplantae; Streptophyta; Magnoliopsida; Malvales; Malvaceae
Source: RefSeq, a predicted model, not a curated record